Molecule: messenger RNA, 708 nt
Organism: Heterostelium album PN500
Lineage: Eukaryota; Evosea; Eumycetozoa; Acytosteliales; Acytosteliaceae
Gene: psmB1
Product: proteasome subunit beta
Exons: 4
Coding region: 1-708 (235 amino acids)
Cellular component (GO): proteasome core complex
Source: RefSeq, a predicted model, not a curated record
AUGAUGGAACCACUUAGAUUAACAGCAUUGCCAGCAAAAGAAGUACCAAUGCGUCAAGCUAGAUUCGAACCAUACGUUGAUAACGGAGGAACUGUUCUUGCAAUUGCUGGUAGCGAUUAUUGUGUUAUUGCAGGUGAUACUCGUAUGAGCGAUGGUGGAUAUGGUAUUCAAACUCGUCAAUAUACAAAGAUUUUCCAAUUGACAAAUAAAUGUGUUAUUGCAACAUCAGGUAUGCAAGCAGAUACAUUGGCAUUGCGUAAACGUUUGGAAACAGUAUUGAGUCGUUAUCAAAAGGAACACGGUAAGCCAAUGAGCACUCCAGCCAUUUCACAAUAUCUAUCGAAUACAUUAUAUCAGAAGCGUUUCUUCCCAUACUAUACAUUCAAUUUGGUAUGUGGUGUCGACGAAGAUGGUGUAGGUUGCAUCUGGACAUACGAUGCUGUUGGUUCACACGAACGUGUAAAGAUGUCAUCACAAGGUUCCGGUAAUCAAUUAGUUCAACCAUUAUUAGAUAAUCAAGUUGGUAAAUUUAAUCAGAGAAUCGUUGAUGGUCCAAGAGAGUUGUCAAGUGAGCAAGCUGUUUCUUUGGCCAAGGAUGCGAUCACAUCUGCUGGUGAAAGAGAUAUCUAUACUGGUGACUUUGCUGACAUCGUAGUCAUCAACAGCACAGGUGUACAUUGGGAGAAGUUUAACCUUAAAUUGGAUUAA